This is a messenger RNA of Osmia bicornis bicornis, 1361 nucleotides long. It is a transcript of the gene cN-IIIB, whose product is annotated as 7-methylguanosine phosphate-specific 5'-nucleotidase. Lineage: Eukaryota; Metazoa; Arthropoda; Insecta; Hymenoptera; Megachilidae. Gene Ontology annotation, cellular component: cytoplasm. The record is from RefSeq and is a predicted model, not a curated record. Gene Ontology annotation, molecular function: magnesium ion binding; 5'-nucleotidase activity. The transcript has 6 exons. The coding region runs from base 400 to 1311 and encodes 303 amino acids.
AUUUCUCGCGGUUUUCUUUCUUGACCAAUCACGUUUAACCUUGUGCUAAUUCGGUAUUUUGGUGGCCAGUUUAGUGAAACAUAACCUUCGUUGAGUCAAACCUCUUUUAUUAUUAAUUAUUUAAUCGCUUGUAGUUACAAUUUAUCGUUCAUAAAAUGAAAAAAAAGAUCAUUAGUGAUAAUUAAUUUAGUGAUAAAAAAUAAAAGAGAAAAAAUACCAGAAUUAAGAAAGGAAUUAAUUAAGUUUGUGCAUUUGCAACAAUCAUUUUACACGAUGUUACGUGUUUAUACAAAAUUAUGUGCUAUCGGAGUGAUAAAAGGAAUCAACUAAUUCUGUACAGAAUAUUAUCGUAAUGUCAUAUCAAAAAAUGAUUUUCUUCAGAAUUUUGAAGACAAGUAAAUGUUGAAAGUAAAAAUAAUUGAUAAUAUCAAGCAAAUGCGAUCAUAUUUAACCAGAUUUCCAACACUGAAGUUAAAACAUGUCCAUAUUAGAGACAAAAAAUGUCUGUUGAAAACAAUAAAUACAAUUCUGAAAGAUGGACAUAAUGCUUUGCAGGUAGUUACUGAUUUUGACUUGACACUAACAAAACAACAUGUUAAUGGAAAAAAAGUUCUCAGUAGUUUUGGGAUAUUUAGUAAAUGCAAGCAGCUUCCUGAAACUUACCGAAAAGAAUCCAAUCGCCUGUAUAAAAAAUAUAGACCAAUUGAGAUAGAUCCCACAUUACCAGUUGAAAUAAAAGCAGAAGCAAUGACAAAUUGGAUGAUAGCAGCAGAAAAUAUAUUAAAGGAUAUACCGUUUGAUCCAAAAGAAAUAUCAAAAGUAGUCAAAAUUUAUGGAUCAGAUUUAAGGGAUGGUACUAAAGAACUUUUUAAAAAACUGCAUUCCGCUGGAAUUCCGGUACUCGUUUUUAGCGCUGGCUUAGGGGACGUUGUUAAAGCUGUUUUAAGAACCCAAGGAGUUUUAUUUGAUAACGUGAAGGUUAUCUCCAAUUUUCUCAAAUACAAAGACGGAAAAAUAGUAGGAUUUGAGAAUGAAAGACUAAUUCAUGUUUUUAAUAAAAAUGAACAUACAAUUGAACAAGAGUACUUGAAAGUUCUUGAAGGAAGAAGAAACGUUUUGUUAAUGGGUGAUACUACAGGAGAUGCAUCAAUGGUGGAUGGGAUGGGAGAUAUAGGUGCAGUGAUAAAAGUUGGUUUUCUUUAUGAUCAUAUUGAAAGUAGUCUGUCCUCAUUCAUGGAAAAAUUUGAUAUUGUUUUGGUUGAUGAUCAAACAAUGCAAAUUCCAAUUAAUAUUCUAGAACCACUACUAUAAUGUAUAUUACUAAUUAUAAUUUAAUUAUAUAUAUAUAUUUUUAUUUAUAA